Oenanthe melanoleuca is the source of this 2708-nucleotide messenger RNA. RefSeq names its product ORAI calcium release-activated calcium modulator 2 (gene ORAI2). Gene Ontology annotation, molecular function: store-operated calcium channel activity. Lineage: Eukaryota; Metazoa; Chordata; Aves; Passeriformes; Muscicapidae. Gene Ontology annotation, biological process: store-operated calcium entry. Bases 1409 to 2182 code for a protein of 257 amino acids. Gene Ontology annotation, cellular component: membrane. The transcript is spliced from 4 exons. The record is from RefSeq and is a predicted model, not a curated record.
UUUCUCCUCCUGAAUAGGGAUUCUUCUGCCCGGGGCGGUGUGGGGGAGACGCGCCUCGUCCUGCCCGGCUGGGGGGAAUCCCGUGCCGGGAUGGUGGUGGUGGGAUGCGCGCCUCAUCCUGCCUAGCUGGGGGCACCCGGAGGGAGGCUGUGAAUGGGAAGGGUCCGCUGUGGGCAGAGAAGGGGGUCCCGUCCUGUCCGGCGGCGCUUUGGAGGCGCCAUGGGAUGCAGAAGGCAGGGCAGGUCCAUUGGGAUGUAUCCGGACAGGGAUGCUCUCACUGGAGUGCUGUAAGGGAGACAUUUCCAGCACACGGUGCAGGGAAGAGCUGGUCCAGGGGACUUUUGGAAGACGGGAUCGAGGGAUCGGGUACCAUCGUGCCUGAGGAGUUGUGGAGGAUCUUUGGGAUGCUGGAUGAGGAUGCAGUGGUAGGAGGUAAUAUCCUGCCUAGGAAAAAUCCUCCAGGUAACUUCUGGAGGGAAAGCUCCUCGCUGGGAGUGGGUUUCGUCUUGGCUUGAGGGAUCCUCUGUGUGAGGUGCUGUUGGAGGGGGGAUCCUGGCUGUGUGGGAUCGCCUCCUGGCCACGGUGUGCUGAGGGUGGCUGGGAAGGAGGUGUCCUGUGAAGAGAUCCCAGCUGUGCUGGUGGGACCAGGGGGCACAUCCUGCCUGGGAGGUGAUUUCCUGCUGCCGCAAGGGUACUCUGCCACCCCAGCAGUGCUGCUUGGAGGAGCCCCAGGAAGAGGAUAUAGGGAGGGGUUUGCCAUGGCAAAGACAGCGUGAGCUCAUCGGGGUGGAGUAACAGGGCUUGGGAUUUGGCUUAGCCAUGGCCUGCAGGGGCUUGAACAGUGUUGUCCGGGGAAGGAAGGGACUAGCACAAACCCACAGAUCGGUCUGGGGGUGUGGGGCAGAAACCUGGGGCUGGAGUCCCGAAACCAGGCAGAGGAGCUGCCAGUGCUGCAGAGACAGCGCUCUGUGGGCGACUGAGCACAGCAGUGGUGGGAGGGGGAUCAGCUCAGCUCAGCCCUGGUGCUGUCUGCUUCAUUCCCAGCUGUGGAGAAAUCCCCACACGUGCACUGAGAUGUGAGGAGGCAAAGGCUUUCCCUUUUUCAGAGCACAGCACUUGGCAGGUUAAGAAAAUCAACAUAAGGGAGCCAUCACAGAGAGCUUUCUGUCCUCCCAGUGCGGGAUGAAGUGGGGUCAGAUGCGUCGGUGGUGCAGUGGAAGUGAGCGAAGACAAAGCUGGGAUGGACUUUGCCAGGGCUGCCUGAGGCAAAGGUCUCCUGGAGAAUUCCUUAUUCCUCAUCCAAAACUCAACAGCCCUGUGCAGUCAAACCCUGCAGGACAGUUAUUUCUCCCUUGGAGCCCUCCACCCAGUCCCUCCAUGUCCAUAGCCAGCAAGCAUUUCUCUCAUCAUGAGCUCUGAAUUAAACGUUCCAGUGGAUCCUUCCACUCCUGCUUGCUGCUCUGAGCCUGGCACAAAGGGCAUGGAUUACCGGGACUGGGUCCGGCGCAGCUACCUGGAAUUGGUCACGUCCAACCACCACUCUGUUCAAGCCCUUUCCUGGAGAAAAUUGUACCUGAGCCGAGCCAAGCUGAAGGCCUCCAGCAGAACCUCUGCUCUGCUCUCUGGAUUUGCAAUGGUCGCCAUGGUGGAGGUGCAGCUGGAGGUGCAGUACAAGUACCCCCAGAUGCUGCUGAUCGCCUUCAGCGCCUGCACGACGGUGCUGGUGGCCGUGCACCUCUUCGCCCUCCUCAUCAGCACCUGCAUCCUGCCCAACGUGGAGGCCGUGAGCAACAUCCACAACCUGAACUCCAUCAGCGAGUCCCCGCACGAGCGCAUGCACCCCUACAUCGAGCUGGCCUGGGGCUUCUCCACCGUCCUGGGAAUCCUCCUGUUCCUCGCCGAAGUCGUGCUCCUGUGCUGGAUAAAAUUCCUGCCAGUGGGCUCCAUCCUGAAAAACGAGACCACCAACGUGGAGAAGCCCAGCAGCCACGCAGGGUGGCAGUCAGCACUGGUGUCCACCAUCAUCAUGGUCCCCGUGGGUCUGAUCUUUGUCGUCUUCACCAUCCACUUCUACCGCUCCUUAGUGCGGCACAAAACGGAGCGGCACAACCGCGAGAUCGAGGAGCUCCACAAACUGAAGGUGCAGCUGGAUGGGCAUGACAGAGGCAUGCAGGUGGUGUGACAGCCUGCACACAGCUCAGCUAGGCCUGAGAGCAAAAUACCUGGUCUGCUGCUUGGUGAGACGCACCAGGGAUGGAUUUUCUUGAGGCUUAAAUCUGUAAAUGCUACUUGCCUGCCAUUUCUAGAUGGGGGUUCUUGUGCUGUUCCACGUGCUGGGGGCUCUGCCCUGGUUCUGGUCCCACACACUUGGUACUUAAGUCAACACUGCCAUGGUGUUUGAGGUCAAAACUUUAUCUACCUUAACAUUGGUAGCCAAAAAUCUGUAUUUUUUACAAAUGCAAUAUUCCGUUGCCAAAAGUGAAACUGCAUCAGCUGUCCCAAAAGCCUCUGUGUGUGUGUGUCAGAACUCCCUGGCUGUCAGUGCAGCCACAAUUAACUGGCAUCUCAUUCCUAGAGCAGAGCUAAUUAAUGUGGGUACCUGCAACUGACUGAAGGAUAUCCAGGAAAGCACAACAGAAACUGAGAAUGUUGAUCACCAUUGUUCCAAAGCAAGUAUUCCAUAAAUACAAAACCACAAAGAAAACAGC